GCAUUCUUUUCUCAGCUCCUCGUGUGUCGAUGCCGCUUAAUUCUCGGCAAUGUCGCUCUCCGACGCUCGAGAUUGAACUUGUUUUGCUGCCGUAAGCCACGCCUCUCUUUAUUUUCUUUCUCCUCCCUUUUCUCUCUACCAAAUCAUUCACAUUUUCGAUUACCCUUUUGAUCUCUCGCCGAUACAAUCACAAAAUAUAGCUCUCUUCCAAGCUCCAAUGCGAGCUUUGGGAGCUCCGGAAACAGAGCUUGAAACAGAGCACCCCAAGAAUCAGCUCCUACGUGUCGAUAGAAGAUCAGGCAUCAUAUUGAGUUAGAUUUUCAAAUGAUUGGUGUCUCAGGAAUUCUCUGCUUUGGAUCUUUGGUGCUACGCUGGCUGUGAUUUGGCUCUGAUUUUAUCGAACGAAAGGUCUUGCAAUUAAUUGGGUGCGGGUAACGAAGGGUCUUGCAAUUAAUUGGGUGCGGGUUUUACGUUUUUGCUGUGCGGAUGAUCCAAGAAUUAUUUCAUUUCAUUUGGGUAAUUAAUAGUGGGAGAGACAGCCUUGGGAAUAUUGGUAUUUGAUUGUGUAUAAAUUUGCUGGAUUUGGUUGUGCGGUGGUGUUGCUGUUAUAUACAUUAUUUUACAUUUGAUCAAGAAAAAAGGAUAUUUAUGUGCAGGAAUUCUAUAAGUAACAAUACUGCUAUGUGAUGUUUGGACAAUUUUUAGCGCAAUUUAUCUUUUAAUUUAGAAUUGAAGUGAAAAAUCUGGUGAUGGAAAAAGUUGGAGUUGAAUUUGUUGGGAGGUUUACCUGAUAUGGAGGACCAUCAGAGAGUCUGCUCUUACUUUGUGGGUUGGAGAGGGAAUUAGCAGCUCUUGUGGUUGAGAAACUAUGCCUAUGCAGCUAAAUAAGUCUGAGAAGUUGCUUGAUGCAAUGGGUGGUGAGGCGCCUGGUCCAUCAUCUCAAUGGAUCCAGCAACAACCAACGUGGAUCAUUCCAAAUGUAGGGAACAAUGUAAACAACAAUUUCUCUUUGCGGACGGGUGAAGAGUUCUCAAUGGAGUUUCUCCAGGACCGUUUUGCUGCUAGAAGAGUUCCUACUGUACCGGAUUCGGCUCAGAAACAUGAAAAGAAGGUUGUGCUCAAUUAUGAUCAGAAUGGCCAUCUGGUGUAUGAGGGACUCACUGGUAUUCUCGGGUUGAGGAGAAUGGAUUCCGAGUGUGCUUCUGAUAUAUCUGAGUAUGUCUCUGCAAGAGGGUCUAAUAAGGAGAUUGAAAAUGGGGCUUAUGCUGAUAAAUCAAACAAAUACCAAAAGGAAGAUGGUGAUAAUGGACAUGGGUUAAGGAAGGCUUUUGGUGAAAUGAACUGUGAUUGGACGGGUUUGUUACCAGCAGCUCCACCUAUUUAUAAAUCUGGGUCCCCUCAUUCCAGCAACUUUCCCGGGUCAGGAGUAUCGGAUGGUUCUCAAUCUGGGAAGAUGAAAUUUCUUUGCAGUUUUGGUGGAAAAAUUUUGCCCAGGCCCAGUGAUGGGAAACUCAGAUAUGUGGGUGGUGAGACACAUAUUAUUUCCAUCCGAAAGAAUACUACACGGGAAGAACUUGUGAAUAAAACUUUAGGUAUUUGUAACCAACCUCACACAAUCAAGUAUCAGCUUCCUGGUGAGGAUCUUGAUGCACUUAUUUCCGUGUCUUCUGAUGAGGAUCUUCAAAAUAUGAUAGAGGAAUAUUAUGGGCUUGAAAGGCAUGAGGGAUCUCAAAGACUCCGUAUUUUUUUGAUUCCUCUGGGUGAAUCCGAGAAAACAUCUUCCCUUGAGGUUAUUCAACCGAGCAGUCCCGAUUACCAAUAUGUUGUUGCUGUGAACGGGAUUCUAGAUCCUAGUCCUAGGAAAAACUCAGGUGGACAGAGUCUGGCAAGUGAAGCAAGUCAACUGGGAACUAAUUUGGACCGCGAUCCCAGCUUUCUCAGGAAUUCUCCAACGGCUCCGGUUCAACCAGAGAUAAAGAGUGGUUUUAAUGCUUUGCGUCCUGCUCAGUUUUUUAAUCAAUCCCAGAAUAUGAGCAGGCCUCCCAAUCAUUCUCCUCCGUUUUAUCCAGUCCUGCUUCAGGGAGAAGAUUCAAAGAGUGUUCAUAUGCAAUUGCAUGGUGAUAACUCAUGCCUUGUCACUGCUCAACUUCCACCUGAGAACUCAAGCGCUAACAAUGCUGGUUACAAAUGCCCUCUACAGGGGGUCGUACCUUUGAUGAAUCAUCAUCACCCUUAUCAACAAGUUGAUGUUGGCCAGCCAGACCCAGCCGGAGGAGGACAUUUGCACAACCACUGCCCCAGCAAAGAAGUUGCGACUCCAGCUGUUGAUCAAAACGAUAGCAACACUGACGGAUUCUCCUGCAAGAGACCAAUGCAUAAGGAAAGAACAUUCCAUUCUGAAAAGCCUAUCUCUCGCACAGAAGAUCCAUUGGGUCUGUUUUCUGGAUCUAGGGACUCCAUUGAUUCUCAUCGUGGCAUGCCACAUGCAUUUUCUGAUUCAAAGCUGCAUGAGAAUGGGGGGAACUCUGCUUCCUGUUCACAAGAAGGGACAAGCGCAUUGCCCCCCUUGAACUUUCCAAAGGCUCAAUUAUAUCCACUUCUAGACCCAAGUUCCUCGCAAGAAAAGCCACUGCAACCGCAUGAGAAUAUUGAUCAUGUCUAUCCUCAGGUACAGUAUAAGUUGGUGGAUGUUGACUCAACUGGAUCCCAGAGCAGACUGGACUUGCUAAAUUUUUCCACAGGUUCAGAAAUAUCAGGAAGGAAUAAACCUAUUCAUGAGGAUCCUAGUGGCAUUGAAGACAAAUACCAAACAGCUGAAGAUGAUUUAAGUAAUUCUGGUUUGAUGAUACCAAGCCACUUUGAAGAAAAUUGUUCAACUUCGGAAACUUUGGAAAGGUUUGAUGGAAAAUAUCCUUUUCUGUGUCAAGAUGGAGAGCUUUGUGAGGAGAGAUCUCCUGCUACCGGAUUGGAAUAUAAGAAAAUACUGCCUGAUGUAAACUCUAGCCUAACUCCUACUUUUGCUGUUGAUACUUCUAUCCAAGAGUUGCAAGCUUCAGGCCAUGUGCUUCCUGCAUCCUCUGCCAUUAAUUUCAAGCCUUCUGAAGAUAGCCUGAUGGAGCACUCCCAAAAUUUCCAACUGGGGAAAUCCCCUCCUGAUCUCCUUGUCAUGAGCCAAGGAACUGCCAAUGAUCAGGAUUAUGCUUUGACUAUAACAGCGAGUGGUGAACAAGGAAAAGGCAUUUCAGAGAUUGGGAAUUCCGAAUUUGCAGGCGUGUAUCCAAGUGCCAGACAGUCUCGUGAUGAAAAUUCUUUGGCUGAUCUUAUGGCUGGGUCAUCCUAUGGCCUAGCUUCCCAUGAACCUCCACUGCUUCAGCCUGUUGCAAGUCAAAAAGAUAUGGGUCUCCAAGAGCCCAUGCUAAGGAGCUCUGCGGAGUUGUACCCAUUUGCAGUUCAUGAUGAUUCUGGUUUGAGCUUGAACAUGAAUAAGAAUGAUCAUAUAAUCAUUCCGAAUCCAACUAAAGAUGCUUUGCCUAGGAGGGAGUUUUCUCUCCUAGAUGAUGACUUUGUUGAUUACCCUGAUCAGAAGGUUGAGAAUAUGGGCCUUGAAGGAUCUGUUAGUGAGGAGUUAAAUGUCAAAGAUAGCACACUUGUAAGUCAUGAUCAAAAUCAGAUGGUGUCAGUUAUCGUGGAAGAUGUGAAGGAGACUAUAUCUCCUUGCUUCCAGUCUUCAGCAGUAGCUGUCCCACUCAUCCUGUAUGAAAGCAGCAGUGAUCUUAUUGAUGUUGUAUCCCCUACUGCAACAGAGUUCGAGGGCAGCAUCAUUCCAGAGUUUGAGUCUGGGGAUGCUGCUGAUGAUGAAGACAAGACUGAAUCAAUUAGUGACGCAAUGAUAGCUGAAAUGGAAGCCCGCGCAUAUGACUUGCAGAUUAUAAAGAAUUCUGAUCUUGAAGAACUACGGGAACUAGGAUCUGGUACAUACGGGACUGUUUAUCAUGGUAAAUGGCGGGGAACAGAUGUUGCCAUAAAGAGAAUAAAAAAGAGCUGCUUUUCAGGGAGAUCAUCAGAGCAAGAACGGUUGACUAGAGACUUUUGGAGAGAGGCGCGGAUUCUUUCAAAACUUCACCAUCCAAAUGUGGUCGCCUUUUAUGGUGUAGUACCAGAUGGAACUGGAGGAACCUUGGCAACUGUAACCGAGUAUAUGGUGAACGGGUCACUUAGGCAUGUCCUACUUAAGAAGGAUAGAUCCCUUGAUCGUCGUAAAAAGCUUAUGAUUGCCAUGGAUGCAGCUUUUGGCAUGGAAUACCUGCAUUCAAAAAAUAUUGUCCAUUUUGAUUUGAAAUGUGACAAUUUGCUUGUCAACCUGAGGGAUCCACAACGACCCAUAUGCAAGGUUGGAGAUUUUGGGUUAUCAAGAAUUAAGCGCAAUACUCUAGUAUCUGGUGGUGUUCGAGGAACCCUUCCAUGGAUGGCACCAGAACUGUUGAAUGGAAGCAGCAGCCGGGUCUCUGAGAAGGUUGAUGUUUUCUCAUUUGGCAUCUCAAUGUGGGAGAUCUUGACUGGGGAGGAACCUUACGAAAAUAUGCAUUGUGGUGCCAUUAUUGGGGGUAUUGUGAAGAAUAAUCUACGACCUUCUAUCCCGGAACAUUGUGAUCCUGGGUGGAGGAACCUGAUGGAACAUUGCUGGUCUCCUGAUCCCGAUAACCGGCCAUCAUUUACCGAGAUAGCCAACCGAUUGCGGUCUAUGUCUAUAGCGCUUCAGUCAAAGGGAUAUAAUAAUCCAUUGACCAAGCAUGUGAAGCCCAAGAUUUCUUCAUGAAUCAAUAGCAAUAUAUGCACCCAUUUUGUUCUUCAGGUACCAGGAUUUUCUAGUAUCUUCAAGAGAAGCCCUUGGGGCUGAGGAUCAGAGCUUCCUGGGAGAGCAGCAUGAGUACAAUUAGAUGACCUAUUGUUUCUUCUCCCUUUGUUAAUAAAGACAUCUUCAUUUGUUUAUUCUUUUGUAACAAGAACACUUCUGGGUAGUAAAAGAUGAAGAGAGCAGUAAAUGAUGAUGAAGAGUUCUUCUGUAUAUAUACGCACACCAAAGGCAUAGAGUUGUGCUUUGGCUUAUCUACUACAUGUCUGAAUUACGAGUCUACUUUUUUCUCUCUACAUGUUGAGGGGUCGAGAUGUAAAUUUAAUAUUAUUGUGAUGUAAAGCAGUUGAGGCUUAAAUAUAAUUUUGAUCCUUUUGUGUUGUAUCAGUUAAA
Molecule: messenger RNA, 5245 nt
Organism: Corylus avellana
Lineage: Eukaryota; Viridiplantae; Streptophyta; Magnoliopsida; Fagales; Betulaceae
Product: kinase superfamily with octicosapeptide/Phox/Bem1p domain-containing protein
Biological process (GO): protein phosphorylation; signal transduction
Cellular component (GO): cytoplasm
Molecular function (GO): protein binding; protein kinase activity; ATP binding
Source: RefSeq, a predicted model, not a curated record